UCAGCUUCUCGUGGUGGCCGCACGGGAAGGGGGCGUCGCCUCGGCGGUGUCGGUGGCGGCCGGAGUGUGUGCAGACGCCAACUGCAAAUACAUAUGAGACCACAACAGGACAGGAGGGAAAAUGAACCAUGAAGGCGAUGGAAGGGAAUCUCUGUCAGUCAGUGUUAUGCGUGCGGUAGCUAGGCACCUCUCUUCGUAGAUGGCCCAGCAGCUCAUGGAGACGUCCUUUGUCGGUUGGCCGACCUGACUUGCCAGACGCCUUUGUCGCCUUUCACCCGUGUCCACCACUCCCACUCGUCGGGUGUGGGGUUGUACUUCCAGCCAUCCUUGGCCGCAUCCUGGGCAACGACCAUCACGCGAGAAGGACCGAUGGUUGUUGCCCAUCUCCCUCUCCCUCUCUCUGUCUCGAUCUGCCCACCUGGGUGUGGAGUGGUCGUGUGCGUCGCAGUAGGCAAGCAGCUCUUGUUCGAGGGCAGCGAUGCGGGCCUGUAGGUCCUUCUUGGCGUCCUGGAUGGCAGCAUACACACGAAUGAAUGUGUCCAGAUCGAUUGAUAAGCGUACGAGGGGCCAGCGUUAAGCUUGUGUGUGAAGGUCUGCUUUGCUUACGUCUCGCUGCACCACCAUCCCCGCCAGUCUCGUCUGCACACAUCAAUGCACAAUGCGCAGAUGGACAUAUCGCAUCGCGUGCAGAGAGAGAGCAUCGAACGACUGUGCAUGGUCGCACCUGUCGGCUCGCGAGUGUGUCGAUGCUGUCCCUCGCCAAGGCGGCGGAGGGCGGCCGUAGCCAAGAUGGUGAUGCUGAGGCAUGUCAGGGGGUGGCCCUUCGUGCGGUGGCAUGUCUGCGUCGGGGGGCGGGGGCGCGUCGCGAUAGGCACGCAGCUCGUUUUCGAGGGUACGGAUGCGUUUCUGGAUGGCAGCAUACACACAAAUGAAUGUGUCCAGAUGGAUUGAUAAGCGUACAGGGUGCCAGCGUCAAGCUUGUGUGUGAAGGUCUGUCUGUCUGCUUUGCUUACCCCUCGCUCCCUCGCCAGCUGCACCAGCUUGUCCUGCACACAUCAAUCAAUGCACAAGAAAUGCCCAGAUGGACACAUCGCAUCGCGUGCAGAGGGAGAGCAUCGAACGACAUAGGUCUGUGCAUGGUCGCACCUGUCUCUCCUGGAACUUCUCGAUGCUGCCCAUGGCACGGAAGAGCGCCUUUUUGAAUACAGACACCAUUCUUUGUGGAUCUCGUUCUUUGUCCCCACGGUUGCUGCCUGAAGACUCACUCUCGUAGUAGUAGUGCUCUUUGAUGAACAUCUCCAGCCGCCAUCUCGGCCCCUUUAGCAACUCUGCAUCGUAAACCGACACGGACAU
Vitrella brassicaformis is the source of this 1353-nucleotide messenger RNA. Lineage: Eukaryota; Vitrellaceae. The record is from the annotation of a GenBank genome assembly.